AGGGCUGAGGGGAUUGGGUGUCUUUUAAGUGUUUCGACCGCCGCCGUUGUGGAAACAUAUUUCGAAAAUGAGCAGUUGCCAAGAGCAUAACGUUACUGUGGGUGUGUCUAUGGGGCGGACCGCAUGAGUGAUACUAUGAAAGCAGUUGUUCUGUUAUCUGGACCGAUUCAUUCUCUCUCACAGGACCUGACUGAUCGACUCGAUAAGACCCAAAUAUGGCUGGUGUGCAGAAAAAACAAAAUGAGGCACUGAGGAUUGUUCUGGUUGGGAAGACUGGAGUUGGGAAGAGUGCAACAGCAAACACCAUCCUGGGGAAAAAAGUGUUUGAGUCUAAACUUUCCCCGGUUUCUCUGACAAUAGAGUGUGACAAGGCUAGAGGGGAGGUGGAUGGGAGAGAAGUGGCUAUUGUUGACACUCCAGGCUUGUUUGACACUAGCUUGUCACAAGAGGAGACCCUAAAUAAGAUUGCUAAAUGCAUCUCCUUCUCUGCUCCUGGUCCCCAUGCGUUCCUUGUAGUGAUUGCGUUGGUUAGAUUCACACAGGAAGAGAAAGACGCAGUGGAGAUGAUUCAGACAUUCUUUGGAAAAGAUGCAGAAAGAUACAUCAUGGUUCUCUUCACAAAUGCAGACCAGCUUGAUGAAGAACAAACAAUUGAAGACUUUUUGCGUGCCUCUUCAGAUCUUCAGGAUCUCAUUGCCAAAUGCAGUGGGCGGUAUCAUGACUUCAACAACAGAGAUAAGAAGAACCGCUCCCAGGUCACUGAGCUGCUUGAGAAGAUAAACAAGAUGGUCACGAUGAAUGGAGGAAGAUACUACACCACUGAGAUGUUCCAAAAGGCUGAGAGGGCGAUUGAAGAGGAGACGAAGAGGAUCUUGAGAGAGAUGGAAGAGGAGACACUCAGAGCGGAGGAGGAACUAAAAGCAAAAUAUAAAGGAGAGUUCCUAAAGGAACAACAAGCCAUCCUAAGUGUAGCCACCUUGGCAUCAGCCAGAGGUUCAGCUGAAAGAGAAAACAACUUCACUAAAAAUCCUCUGCGCUUUUUGAGCUCUUUGUGUAGCAUCCUCUGAGGUGGUGUCAUCAGAAAAAAAAACAAAUAACUGUGGGAUGGCAUUAGGCAUAUGACAAUAGAACAAGGCAUGAAGUACUGAAGACUGUGGGGAAAAAGCACCACAAUACUAUACUGCAAAAUCACAUGACUUUUCAUUAAUGAUAAAGUGGCAUGGAAAAUAAUAUUAGGAUAGGACUUGAUUUGCCCUUGAUGACAAGUGUUGGCCCGGAUGCCAAGUGAACUCAUACAAUUUGCUUACAGUCAUACCAUUGAGUGACCUGCUUUAAGUGCUGAACCUAACGGAAUCUGCUAACCCAACUUAAAAUAUCUGAAGUAUAUCAUCGUUUUCCAUCAUCCUGUGUAACAGGUAACACACAGAUGGCUGUAAUGGCAGAGAGAAAGAACCUGAACAAUCAUGAGUGUAAUGAUACAUGCAUACUUUGAGGUGUAUUUUAUAUAUUGAUAAUAAGAUUGGGACUUACUCCUGUUUCUGGCAUAUUUGAUUGUGACUGCAUGUACCUAGAAUUCGGUAUUAAAGCUAUUGCUUCAACUGCA
Messenger RNA from Oncorhynchus masou masou (cherry salmon), 1603 nucleotides. RefSeq names its product GTPase IMAP family member 7-like. Gene Ontology annotation, molecular function: GTP binding. The transcript has 2 exons. Bases 216 to 1067 code for a protein of 283 amino acids. Lineage: Eukaryota; Metazoa; Chordata; Actinopteri; Salmoniformes; Salmonidae. The record is from RefSeq and is a predicted model, not a curated record.